Messenger RNA from Loxodonta africana (African savanna elephant), 1290 nucleotides. RefSeq names its product peroxiredoxin 2 (gene PRDX2). The transcript has 6 exons. Gene Ontology annotation, cellular component: cytosol. Gene Ontology annotation, biological process: response to oxidative stress; leukocyte activation; removal of superoxide radicals. Lineage: Eukaryota; Metazoa; Chordata; Mammalia; Proboscidea; Elephantidae. The record is from RefSeq and is a predicted model, not a curated record. Gene Ontology annotation, molecular function: thioredoxin peroxidase activity. The coding region runs from base 114 to 710 and encodes 198 amino acids.
GUUCGGGCCGCGCAUAAAAGGCUCCGCAGCCCCUGGUGCUCGUGACGCUGAGAUCCAGAGUCCGCCCGUCUGGCUGUCCUUGCGUCCAGCCCUAGCCCACGCAGCUUUCAGUCAUGGCCUCCGGCAACGCGCACAUCGGAAAGCCCGCCCCUGACUUCCAGGCCACUGCAGUGGUGGAUGGAGCCUUCAAGGAGGUGAAGCUUUCGGACUACAGAGGGAAAUACGUGGUGCUCUUUUUCUAUCCGCUGGACUUCACCUUUGUGUGUCCCACCGAGAUCAUCGCUUUCAGCGAACAUGCUGAAGACUUCCGCAAGCUGGGCUGCGAGGUGCUGGGGGCCUCUGUGGACUCUCAGUUCACUCACCUGGCUUGGAUCAACACUCCCCGGAAGGAGGGAGGCUUGGGCCCCCUGAACAUCCCCCUGCUGGCUGACGUGAACAGAAGUUUGUCCCAUGAUUAUGGUGUGCUGAAGGAAGAUGAGGGCAUCGCUUACAGAGGUCUCUUCAUCAUUGAUGGAAAGGGUGUCCUUCGUCAGAUCACAGUCAAUGACUUGCCUGUGGGGCGCUCCGUGGAUGAGGCUCUGCGGCUGGUCCAGGCCUUCCAGUACACGGAUGAGCAUGGGGAAGUAUGUCCCGCUGGCUGGAAGCCGGGCAGCGACACCAUCAAGCCCAACGUGGAUGACAGCAAGGAAUACUUCUCUAAACACAACUAGACUAGCAGGCAGGGAAUAAGUUUGGGCCCUCUUUCCCCACCUGUUCCCCUGCAUGGGUGCCCCAUGCUGACCCAGGAAAGGCCAGACCUGUCCCCUUGAAACUCCCCAAUCUGGGAUCCUGGAGGGUGGGGCUAAGGCCCUCUCAUGCCCCCACCUGGAAGCUGAUGGAUGGUGACCCUCCCUCCCCAGAGCCCACCCAUCGGGGCACAGACCUAAGGAGACCAAUAAAUUAUUAGGACAGGUGCAAAUCUGUGUCGGUGUCAUCUGUCCUGGCAGUGCCCCCAACUCCCAUGUGCUUUCUCCAGCCUCCGGCCUGGGAAACUGACCCUGAAGUUACUUAUCUCUACCACAAGAUGGCAACCUUACCUCAUGCUCACUGCUAACUCUUCUCCCUCCUUUUCCUCGGUCUGAGGGCAGUUCUGGAGUGGUGGGGAGGAGAAGAUGCUGUUUGCCCCUGGCAAGGAGCAGUCUCAGGAUGUUCUACAUCUUGAAACUUGGCCUUCCAAGGCAGAACCCAUAAUUUGCUAUCAUCCAGUCUGAGUUCAAAUGCCCUUUAAUAGCUGUGAUCUUCCCUGGGUGA